UAAUUUAAUAGGGUUCUAAGCUCUUAUCUAUCCAUCUACCAAGAAAGUAGAAACCAAAGAAAAUGAAAGAGAAUAAAAAAUAAAGGAGAUAUUUACACUAACAAUCUGUGAAAAUCUACAGUGAACCCUUACAUUAAACUUGCACCCUUAGAGAGAGAGAGAGAGAGUAAGAGAGAUUGCAGCUUUUGCAUUCAAAAUACCGGAAAAAGAAGCAAUUUUUGAUAGUUCCUUUGUGAGCAAAGUUGCAGCCGGUGAGCUGUUUAAGAACUCAGCUGCCUGCUUAUCUGAUCAUCAUUUGGCAUUAACACUCAGGACGUGAUAAUGGCUGUUUGUGGUUCAAGAACUUCUCAUAUUGGUCAUUUUGUUGGUAAUAUCACUGCUAGGCGCUUGCAAUAUGGUUUGUCAAUGAACUGCACUGUUUCUUACAACAAAAGAGGCUUUGACAAAGUUAGAAAAAUCAACAUGAGUUUGAGAAAUAAAGGACAUCCCAACAAUAUGCUUUUCCAAUACUUCACGACUCAUGUUACAAAGAGGUGGGCCGAUCCCAAAUCAUACAUAGGAUUUGGAUCAGAAGGUUUACACAACUUAUCCCCUGCGUGUAUCUCUUCUGGAACUGCUUCUGUUCCUGGUGUGUCUUCGGAUAAUGCUAAGGGCGAGGAGCAAGUUGCUAAUACUGCUGCUGAUUCUUCUGAAGCAAAGAUCCCCUUGAAGCUUAAUUCAGGAUCUUUUUACCUGCCUCAUCCUGCUAAAGCAAAGACUGGUGGAGAGGAUGCUCAUUUUAUGUGUACCCUUACACAAGCUAUCGGUGUAGCUGAUGGUGUUGGUGGAUGGGCUGAUCUUGGUAUUGAUGCUGGGCUGUAUGCCCGCGAGUUAAUGUCUAACUCUUUAGCUGCAAUUCAGGAGGAACCAAAAGGCUCCAUAGACCUAAUCAGGGCACUGGAUAAAGCUUACGUGAAAACAAAAGCAAAAGGUUCUUCUACUGCUUGUAUUGUUGCACUCACCGAGGAGGGUCUUUAUGCAGUUAAUUUAGGAGAUAGCGGAUUUAUGUUGGUUAGACAUGGAUAUGCCGCAUUUAAAUCCCCUGCACAACAACAUGGUUUUAAUUUUCCUUAUCAACUAGACUGCAAUAAUGCUGGCGAUUCACCUAGCUCGGCCAUGGUGUUUAAAAUUGCUGUUGCACCUGGAGAUGUCUUAAUUGCUGGUACAGAUGGGCUUUUUGAUAACUUGUAUGACGAAGAUAUCAAAGGAGUUGUACUUCAGUCCGUAGAAGCUGGCUUAGGGCCUCAAAUGACUGCUCGGAGGAUAGCAGAACUGGCACAAAAAAGAGCAAUGGAUCCUAUUAAGUCGUCGCCUUUCUCUGAUGGAGCUCAAGAGGCUGGUUUUGAGUACCAUGGUGGGAAGUUGGACGACAUAACUGUAGUUGUUUCUUACAUAAUGAAUAAUGAAAAUUCAUAACAUGCUGGAAUUUGGGAGACAUGGAGAACUGGAAUUACCAGCUUGGUUUAUAGCUUAUAGUUUGAAGCACGAUCAGCAGCUGAUGGAGAUUCGGACACUUAUAGUACCAAAAAUCAGAGGCAUCAGUUAGAAUAUUUUGCGUUUUGAUUUGUUUGGAGAACAAAUGAAAAGAAUGAGAGCUCUUGAGCCCCAUAUUGGGUCUAGCUGAGGUUUAACCUCUCAGUUUCACCCAAAGUGUUUUUACUUUUUGAGAUUCAAACAACAUCUUAGAAUUUAUCUGAGGAAUGAUUUUCUUCUGUAUAAUUUACUUAGCUGAGGCUUUACUUGGUAAAAGUUUAGUGUUGACAUUAAAUUAAUAUCUACAUGCAGACAAUUAUGCUCUC
Messenger RNA from Nicotiana attenuata, 1838 nucleotides. Its product is annotated as probable protein phosphatase 2C 55. The record is from RefSeq and is a predicted model, not a curated record. The transcript is spliced from 2 exons. Bases 322 to 1455 code for a protein of 377 amino acids. NCBI's taxonomy places the organism in Eukaryota, Viridiplantae, Streptophyta, Magnoliopsida, Solanales, Solanaceae.